AUGCCAAGCACAAACAUUUUGUAUCCCGGAGGUCCCUUCGACUUUCACCUCAAUCCAACCUUUAGAAAGAAGCGUACCGAGCUCCCUUUGCUACAACCACGCAUCACCUACCAAGCCAGGACCUCAGAGGUCCCCCCAAUCGCCAUUAUGGCACGCCCCGUGGCCAUGUCUACCAUGUGUAGAUCAUGCCGAAGAUCGUACCUGACACAAGCCGGACGCGCGAAUACCCAAACUCCCCGAAGUCCCCGAACGCAAACCGCCGCGGAACGAUGGGGCGUCGAUUGGACCGGCAAUAAUAAUAGCAACAGCGACGGCUCCAAGCCAGGAGGCACAAAUAGCGUAGAAGCGCAAGACCAAAUGAUGGAGGCCCUACGAACACCACAGAGAGCACGAGCGGGCAACCUCAGCGGGUUCGGCAAGAAUCUGAGUCAGGAGCUCACAUCCCAAGCACAGCAGAACGCCAUAGACGCACAGCAUUCCAAAGUCAGCAGUUCGGAGCCCUACCAUCUCAACGUCUAUGCCCACAGACACAACAUGCACAUAACCUUCACGGAGCCCAGCCGCGACCCCAUCCUCUCCAUGUCGGCUGGCGACAUCGGUCUGCGGAAAGCCCAGCGCAGCACCUACGAUGCAGCUUACCAGUUGGCUGCAUAUUUCUUCCGCAAGAUGGCUGAGAAGCAGUGGCGUACAGGUGGCAAGAAGAUGACCACGAAUCCGACAAAGACCAUUUCACACAUUCAGCGACCUGGGGCCAUGACAGGUGGUGUGGGUAUUGAGGUCAUUUUGAGAGGUUACGGGCCGGGGAGAGAGGCUUUUCAGAAAGCCUUGCUGGGAACUGAGGGACGACAGAUCAAGCCUUUGAUUUCGAGAGUGACGGAUGCGACCAGGUUAAAAUUCGGUGGCACCAGGAGUCAUAAGGUCAGGAGAUUGGGUUGA
This is a messenger RNA of Exophiala bonariae, 936 nucleotides long. RefSeq lists its product as uncharacterized. Gene Ontology annotation, molecular function: structural constituent of ribosome. Lineage: Eukaryota; Fungi; Ascomycota; Eurotiomycetes; Chaetothyriales; Herpotrichiellaceae. The record is from RefSeq and is a predicted model, not a curated record. The transcript has a single exon. Gene Ontology annotation, cellular component: ribosome; mitochondrial small ribosomal subunit. Gene Ontology annotation, biological process: mitochondrial translation. The coding region runs from base 1 to 936 and encodes 311 amino acids.